AUGGCAAAGCGCAAGCGUGAGGCCGAUGACUACGCCGAUCCCGUGAUGUCUCCCUCUGGCGAGAACAGAUUUGGGGUUGGCCAGACGCUGUCGCUACUACAAGAAUCAGCAUCCUCGUCUGCCGCCACCGCCACCGAAGAAGAGCCGACAGCGAAGGUGGACACAGUCAAGCCCAGCGGGUCGAAAAAGCGUCGUAGGGGCGACAAUGGCGAGAAGACAAAAUACCCGACCUUGACGUAUGUUGAGGGGAGGUUACAAUCCUCCAUUCGAAUUGCCGACCUACAGAGCUUAUUGCUGUACUGCUUUGCAGACGGGAUCGCACCGCAAUGGAUUUCGGUGAAGCAUUCUGGCCAUGUAAGGAAAGUCGUAGUCCUUAUGGUGCCGGGAUUGGAAAUUGGCAUGUUCGACGGCUCGGUUCCUCUAGGCGACGAGGCUGCUGCCGCCGCCGUUGAACCAGCAGUGAAAAAGGAGCCGACAGAAACAGAAGAAAUCCAGGCAGAAAACGAGGACUUUGAGCGCUGGAAAAACGGUCUUCCGCUGGCAGAUAAAUCCCAUCGUUUCAAUCCUCAAAGCCUAUCUCGAGAACGGUUGCCGAAACCUCUUCAAGAACUGGCCGAUAUGUUUCCGCACAUCUGGCCUGUAAAGGCACCUGGUGACAAGAAGUAUAACAAGGUCCAUUCGCCGCUGCAAGCCAUUUUACUGUCGCAAUUGCCAAAAGCACAAGAGGAAAACAGGACCAAGGGUCCUCGUCCUACUAGGGUUGACAAAUCCUUCGUUUCGAAACGAACGCCCAUUACUGCAUUUAUGGCCCCGAAAUGGGAAUUACGAGAGAACGACUAUAUUUUACAUCCUGUCUACUUUGACACUGAAGCAGAGCAGGCGGCAGAGCUCAGGGCUCGUCAGCGAGCCGGCGCUUCAGCAGAACACGGUUGGGUAGACUCAAAUGUCCAAUCACUAGCUGAAGGGGAAUCUCCCGAGUCCGAGAUUCAAAAAGGAAGCGUAACUGCUGGCCGAGAAGUUUUGGCUCUAGACUGCGAGAUGUGUAUUACCGAAGGUGGGAAAUCAGAACUCACCCGUAUCAGUAUGGUCCGGUGGGAUGGGGAGGUGAUUCUGGAUGAAUUGGUUAAACCAGACCUACCCAUCAUCAACUACUUGACUCAAUUUUCCGGCAUUACGAAGGAAAUGCUCGACCCCGUCACCACCACCCUCGCCGAUAUUCAGAAAAAGCUUUUGGAAAUCCUCACCCCUCGCACCGUCCUAGUCGGACAUUCUCUAAACUCCGACCUCAAUGCCCUCAAAUUAACACACCCCUUCAUCAUCGAUACAGCAAUCAUCUACCCUCACCCACGCGGACCUCCAUUAAAGAGCUCACUCAAAUGGCUCUGCCAGAAAUACCUCGGCAAAGAAAUCCAAAAGGGCCAAACCGGCCACGACUCCAUCGAAGACGCCCGAGCCGUGCUCGACCUUGUGAAGCAAAAAUGCGAAAAGGGCGAGCGAUGGGGCACCUCCGACGCGAAUAACGAGAGCAUAUUCCGCCGACUCGGACGAUCAGUCAAAUCCGGAAAAUCCGAUGGCCGAACCGGCGCCAUCGUUGACUGGGGCAGCCCCGAACGAGGAUUCGGAGCCCAGGCCACCGUCGCCAUUGGCUGCGACAAUGACGACCAAGUCGUCGACGGCGUCAGUCUGGCCGUACGUGGUAGUGGUGGUAAUGAUGGCAAUAAUGACUCCCCUGCAAAUCGCAACAUACCCGUUGACGGAGUCGAUUUUGCCUGGGCACGCCUCAGAGAACUCGAGGUUGUCCGAGGCUGGUGUAAUCGUCGACCAGACCCCAACAACGCAAAUGUGUCAACUGCCAUUGUUCCUCCUCCCGAAGAGACGACUCCGACCGUGUCCGACAUGACCAGCGAGACUACCUCGCCAUCGUCUUCACUAGCAUCUACCGUCACAACUACAGUGCAUAAUAUCAAACGAAUCUACGACUCUCUGCCUUCAUGUACGCUUUUCAUCGUGUACUCUGGCACCGGUGACCCGCGAGAGGUUUCCCGGUUGCAUGCCAUGCAUAAACUGUAUCGGGAAGAAUAUAACAACUCGCGGAAGAAGUGGGAUGAAUUAACUGUCAGAUGGACCGAUAAAGAGGAGCAAAUGUUGAAAAAGGCCUGCGAGAGAGCCAGAGAAGGUUGUGGGUUUAUGUGUGUCAAGUAA
Molecule: messenger RNA, 2202 nt
Organism: Talaromyces atroroseus
Lineage: Eukaryota; Fungi; Ascomycota; Eurotiomycetes; Eurotiales; Trichocomaceae
Exons: 1
Coding region: 1-2202 (733 amino acids)
Cellular component (GO): nucleus
Molecular function (GO): nucleic acid binding; exonuclease activity
Source: RefSeq, a predicted model, not a curated record